Messenger RNA from Lingula anatina, 2830 nucleotides. RefSeq names its product medium-chain acyl-CoA ligase ACSF2, mitochondrial. Gene Ontology annotation, biological process: fatty acid metabolic process. The record is from RefSeq and is a predicted model, not a curated record. Gene Ontology annotation, molecular function: medium-chain fatty acid-CoA ligase activity. NCBI's taxonomy places the organism in Eukaryota, Metazoa, Brachiopoda, Lingulata, Lingulida, Lingulidae.
GGAUCUAACUGGGUCAUCGGGGGAGAUUAUGUUUACAAACUUUAAGUUUAUCCUUUGCAAGGUGCCGUUAUGACAAGGCGACUGUUAAUCAAGUACUCUCGCAACCUCGGCUGGUUUGUCAACAACCGCUAUGCACAAUCGAGAAGACAUCUCAGCACUGACAGUGUCCAUGAAAAAACAGGAAAGUUGGACUGGAGUUAUGUCCAUGGACCUGCGGAGCGUCCUCUGAUAGGGAAAACUAUUGGCAGAUUGCUAGACGAAACAAGUGACAGAUGUGGAGAUAGAACUGCAUAUGUGUUUUGUAGGGAUGGAAUCAGAAAAAACUUUACAGAGUUUAGAAAUGAGGUUGACCGUCUUGCAGCAGGUUUUCUGGCCCUUGGACUUAAGCCAGGGGACAGGGUUGGAAUGUGGGGACCAAAUACAGAGGAGUGGGUCCUGACUCAGUAUGCCACUGCCAGGGUUGGCAUAAUACUGGUGAACAUCAACCCUGCAUAUCAAGCUAAGGAAUUAGAAUUUGCCUUAAGGAAGGUUGGAUGCAAGGCCAUAGUGGCUGCCUCAGAGUUCAAGACACAGGACUAUUAUCAGAUGCUAUUCCAUAUAAACCAUGAACUUGCCUUCUGUAAACCUGGCCAGCUCAAGAAUCCACAUUUGCCAGAGCUUAGUAUAGUGAUUAUGCUUGGCAAAAAGAAAUUCCCGGGUACAUUUGCAUUUGACGAUGUACUGUCAAUGGGUGGGAGUGAUGAAGAGAAAGAGUUGCAACGCCUGCAGAAUAAACUCCAGUUUGACCAGCCAAUUAACAUCCAGUUUACAUCUGGGACUACAGGCCAACCCAAGGGUGCCACCCUUACUCACCACAACAUCGUGAACAACGCCUACUUUGUGGGCCUCAGAAUGGAUUACCACCGCAGGGACACCAGGAUCUGUAUUUCUCCUCCUUUAUACCACUGCUUUGGUAUGGUGCUUGGCAGCCUCAUGAGUCUUGUCCAUGGUGCAACCCUGAUAUUUCCUUCUCCAAGUUUUGAGCCAGAGGCAGCUCUGAAGGCUGUUCACGAUGAAAAAUGUACUGCACUUUAUGGCACCCCCACCAUGUUCAUAGAUAUGCUAAACCACCAGAACUUCUCCAGUUAUCACCUUGGAAGCUUGUAUACAGGCAUCAUUGGUGGGACCCCAUGCCCAGUAGCAAUCGUAAAACAGGUUGUAAAGAACAUGUAUAUGAGUUAUAUUACAGUUUGCUAUGGUACUACAGAGAACAGCCCAGUGACACUCCAAAGCUUCAUGGAGUCACCUUUUGAAAAGAGAGUGUCCUCAGUGGGAAAGGCUUCCGCUCAUGUGGAGCUCAAAGUGGUAAACAGCGAGGGUGACAUUGUCCCUGUGAACACAGUGGGAGAGCUCUGUACAAGGGGGUAUGCCACCAUGUUAGGCUACUGGGGUGAUGAGGACAGAACAAGGGAGGUGGUCAAACCAGACGGAUGGUAUCACACUGGGGAUUUGGCCUUUCUAGACGAGGAGGGCUAUGGUCAUAUCACGGGGCGUUUGAAGGACAUGGUCAUACGAGGCGGCGAGAAUAUCUACCCUCUGGAGGUUGAAGAGUUUCUCUAUACUUACCCUAAGAUUGAGGAUGUCCAGGUGAUAGGAGUACCUGACGAGAGACUGGGGGAAGAGUUAUGUGCCUGGGUGAGGCUGCACAAAGGGGAAACUGCCACUCAGGAAGAAAUUAAAGAAUUUUGUAAAGGAAAGAUAUCUCAUUUUAAGAUACCAAAGUACAUCAUGUUUGUGGACAGUUUUCCUCUGACAGUGACAGGCAAAGUUCAGAAGUUCAAGAUGCGGGAACAGAGCACAAAAGAGCUGCAUCUGGACCAUGUGAUACCCCACUAGGACAGCAUUUCAGCAGCUUGUAAAAAGACAUUAUCACAUAUUAACAUUAUCACAUAUUAUCAGUUCACGGCUGGAGAACUAGACAGGUUCAGGGAUUGAAAUGAAGUUUAUAAAAAAUACAGAAAAAUGUUGAAUUAUAUAUUAUUUUUAUAUUAUAUUUUUGAUAACAGUAAGAGUAGGAUGGGAUAUUUUGUACCAUUUUGCAUUUAUUCAAGGUAAACUAGUAGCAUUUUUAGCUAAAUCAAGAGAUUAGGACUUGUUUGUUUUCAUGGUAUUCAUUAUCCAAGUGCAAACUACUAGUUUAAAGAGAUCAUUACUCAUUUAAUAUUCUUAAACCUAAAAAUGUUAUAAAUAUGUAUGUUUUAACACAGGAUUGUUUAUACGGUCUACAUGUACAUUACAAUAGCAUUAACAGAUCAUGAUUUGUGAAGGGUUGCCAAGCAGCAAUUUUUUUGUUUCUAAACAAAGAAAGUUUUGGUACAAGUACCAUAUAUAUAUAUAUUAAUAUUUUUGUGAUAUAUUUUGCACCCAUAACAAAAUUAAUGUGGGACAAAAAAAAUGCGUGCAAUAAAACCACCAAGAAAAUGAGGGAGGCUGAAGAAAAGAUUUAUGAAUGCUGUCAAGGAGGAUAUACUGUACAGAAGAUAAGAGUAGAGGAAGACCAUAUGCAGGACCAGUGUGGGUGGUGGUAUGUUACUUAGUUGCUAUGGCGACCCCUAAGAAUGAACAAAUCCGAAACCCAAGAAGAAGUUUGUUCGAUAUAUGCCUGUUAAACUCUUCAAAAUUGAUACAAAGUGACAUAUGAGCUUAACUACAUUAUUUAGAAGACAAAGUGUAAUUUUAUGUAGUUUUACCUUGUACUGACAAAGGAAGUGGAAUAAAGGUGCAUUUUGAAAAGUAAAUUAUUGAAGAUGUUUUACAAGCAAGAGCAAUAACAAAUUCAAAAGAUACAGAA